CUUAACUCAUAACUUGCAGGGGAAUAUUUCAGAAGCUUUUAGUGCAAUUCAGGAAGCCACAAGAGGAAGAUAUGAGGAUUACAGAACAUGGGAAAACUACCUGCAUCUUGCCUUGCAAUUUGGUAAAGAUCCUUUGCAGGUUUUGUUGGCCAUUGGUCGGUUGAAUGAAAUAAGAGCAGGAUCUGUUAAUUGGAACAUAUUUGACAUGGUCUGGAACACAUUAAGGCCUAUCUCUUGCGAUGAAACGGGAAAAUGUUGCCUGAAAUUCAUGACCUGGAUUGAAGAAGCAGAACCCGACUUUGGAAACGAAGCUAGCUAUUGGAGGAGACGGGCUUUGAUGAUAUCUAGGCUGUCAUCUUUAGCUUCUGAAGCAGAAUACCAUCUUAAGGCUUCUGAAUGGGAAUGUUGGCUCAAGGCAUACCAAAUAAGUUCAUCAUCCACAACAUACUCGGUGCUUCCACAAGUAGAGGCAAUUGUGGCUUUGUUACAAGACAUGUCCAACUGUGCAGAAUUAAAUAUACCCCAGUUUUCAUCUAUCUUGCGAACAGCAUCUUCAAGAAUUAAGAAACUCUACUCGCCACAUGAUGCUUGCGUAGUGCAAAUUUUAGCAGAUCUUGAAAAAAUUGCUCUUACACUUGACAUUGCUCUGUGA
Molecule: messenger RNA, 652 nt
Organism: Mitosporidium daphniae
Lineage: Eukaryota; Fungi; Microsporidia
Exons: 1
Source: RefSeq, a predicted model, not a curated record